Molecule: messenger RNA, 1378 nt
Organism: Elaeis guineensis (African oil palm)
Lineage: Eukaryota; Viridiplantae; Streptophyta; Magnoliopsida; Arecales; Arecaceae
Product: bZIP transcription factor RISBZ4
Biological process (GO): regulation of DNA-templated transcription
Molecular function (GO): DNA-binding transcription factor activity
Source: RefSeq, a predicted model, not a curated record
UUUGCCCUUUUUCCUUUCCGAUGUUGUAUUGAAUAUUUGAAUCCGACGAGGCCUCCAUGGAACCAACGAUAUCAUCAUCUGGGCGAGAAGAAAGCAGAAUCCAGCUCCAGACCUGCGCAUCGCCAGCGAGAUGAAGAAGAGCUUGUCCGAAUUGGAACUGGAGGCGUUCCUGCGACCGGUCGGGGGCGAGACGGAUGAUGACGACGACCGGCCACCACCGCCCCCGCCCACGAUGGAGGACCUCCUCAUCCCCGCGGCGGCCUCGCAGAAGCCCCGCGGAGACCCCUUCGCCAACGUCUGCGGCGACUUGGGCUUCGCCUUCGGCGAUCGGAGUGGUUGGCUCUGCGCUCGAAAGCAGGAGACGUUAAGCAGUCAUUCGACUGGUGUUCUCCAGGCGGGGAGUCAGCAGUUGUGGUCUCAGAAUCCCACCCCCAAGCACUCCGGCAUUUCUGCAACCAUCGAGUCCCAAUCUUCCAUUUGUGGUGCUGGGAGCCCGACUUCGGCUCAUAAGCCUAAAGGCAUAGAGAAUCCAGCUCCAGGAGGAUCCAGUGGUUCCGAGCAGUCGGAUGACGAGGAGUCCUUAGAAAUAGAGGCAGGGCCAUGCGAACAGAGCACAAAUGUUAUCGAUCUGAAGCGCAUGAGAAGGAUGGUAUCCAACCGCGAAUCUGCGAGACGCUCGAGGAAGAGAAAGCAAGCACAUUUAGCUGAUCUCGAGUUGAAGGUUGACCAACUUAGAGGAGAAAAUUCAUCUUUAUUCAAGCAACUAACAGAUGCCAAUCAACAAUUCGAUCAAGCUGUUACAAAUAACAGGAUUCUCAGGUCAGAUGUGGAAACUUUGAGAGUCAAGGUAAAGAUGGCAGAAGAUAUGGUUGCCAGGGGUGCGUUAACUUGUAGCCUAGACCAUCUCCUCCAAAGCCACAUUGGAUCACCCCAGUAUCUAAAUACUCGACAGCCAUGUCGAGCAUCAUCAGAUGUCCUUUCAACCUUGGAUUUCCAAGGAGAUGACACUUGCUACACUGGCAUGUCGGCAGCCGGACAAGUUCAAAGCAUUGCAAUGGAGAAUAGCCAGAACAAGAAUGGGGGUAUCAGGUCUAGACUGAAUCACAGCUCGCCACUGGAAAGCAUUGCAAGCUUGGAAAACCUGCAGAACAGACCCUCCAGUGAAAUAACAAACUGCGGUGCUGACAUUUGGCCAUGGGAUUCCCCCCCAAAUGCAAUGUCCAAGCAGCUUUAAAUUCCACCCAGUAAACAGCGGAAAACUAGUAUUGUCAAACUGUGUGGUCACUUUAAAUAUGUUACUUUCUCAACCUUAUUUUCAUGAUGCACCGAGCUUUUUACCUUUUCACCAGUGAUGAUGACCCCAAAAGUUUCUUUGCAA